GCUCCUUCUGCCCCUGGUCUCCGCCUCCUUCCAGCUGGGCCCUUUCUCCUGGCUGCUUCUCUGGAUGCUCCAGUAACCAUGAGCCGCCAGUUUAGUUCUCGGUCGGCGUUCAGCUCAAGGAGCAGACGGCUUUACAGCGUUGGCUCUUCUGCAGGCUCUGGUGGUGGGAGUCGGGCUGUGGGGUCUGUGUGUCAGGCCCGAGGGAGGUGUGGCAGUGGUGGGUAUGGGAGCAUUGCGAAGGGGUUUGGCUCCAGGAGCCUCUACAAUCUGGGUGGCAGUAAAAGCAACUCUAUUAACCUGGUGGGGAGAAACACCAGUGGAUUCUGCCAGGGCGGGAGAGCAGGAGGGGGAUUUGGAGGGAGCAGAAGCUUUGGGGGUGGUGGUGGCUUUGGGGGCGGUGGCUUUGGAAGUGGCGGCUAUGGAGGAGGUGGUUUUGGGGGUGCUGGGUUUGGGGGUAGCAAUUUUGGGCUUGGGGGCUUUGGUCCUUCUUGUCCCCCGGGAGGCAUCCAGGAGGUGACCAUUAACCAGAGCCUCCUACAGCCACUUCACCUGGAGGUGGACCCUGAAAUUCAGAGGGUCAAGGCCCAGGAGCGGGAGCAGAUCAUGGUCCUCAACAACAAGUUCGCCUCCUUCAUUGACAAGGUGCGAUUCCUGGAGCAGCAGAAUCAGGUGCUACAGACGAAAUGGGAGCUGCUGCAGCAGGUGGACACGUCGACUCGGACCAACAACCUGGAGCCCGUCCUGGAGAAAUACAUCAGCAAACUGCGGAGGCAGGUGGAUUUCCUCAACGCGGAGCAGAUGCGCCAGAACACAGAGAUCAGGAGCAUGCAGGAUGUCGUAGAGGACUACAAGAACAGAUAUGAGGAAGAAAUCAACCGAAGGACCAGCACUGAGAAUGACUUUGUUGUGCUGAAGAAGGAUGCGGAUGCUGCUUACAUGAGCAAAGUGGACCUGCAGUCCAAGAUGGACGUUCUGUUUGGAGAGGUCAAUUUCCUGAAAUACUUAUUUCAGACGGAGCUGUCCCAGAUGCAAACCCACAUCAGUGACACCAAUGUCAUCCUGUCCAUGGACAACAACCGCUCCCUGGAUCUGGACAGCAUCAUCGACGCAGUGCGGACUCAGUACGAGCUGAUCGCUCAGAAGAGCAAGGAGGAGGCCGAGGCGUUGUACCAGACCAAGUACCAGGAGCUCCAGAUCACGGUGGGAAGACAUGGAGACGAGCUGAAGAACAGCAAGGUGGAGAUCACUGAGCUCAACCGCACCAUCCAGAGGCUGCAGGCAGAGAUCAGCAACAUCAAGAAGCAGAUCGACCAGAUGCACAUGGCCAUUUCGGAUGCAGAGGAGAGAGGAGAGCAGGCCCUCCAGGACGCACGGCAGAAGAUGCAGAACCUGGAGGAGGCCCUGCAGCAGGCCAAGGAGGAGCUGGCCCGGCUGCUGCGUGACUACCAGGCGCUGCUGGGAGCCAAGCUGUCCCUGGACGUGGAGAUCGCCACCUACCGCAAGCUGCUGGAGGGCGAGGAGAGCAGGAUGUCCGGAGAGCUGCAGAGCCACGUGAGCAUCUCUGUGCAGAGCAGCCAGGUGUCCAUCAGCGGCGGGGGCGGCGGCGGUGGUCGAGGCUCUGGAGGUUACUGCGGCGGAGGAGGCGGCAGCAGCAGCUCCCGCGGGGGCUACGGAGGGAGUUACGGAGGGAGCUACGGAGGAGGCUAUGGCGGGGGCAGUCGAGGGGGUUACGGGAGCGGCAGCGGCGGCGGGAGCUACGGAGGCAGCAGCAAGUUCAGGGGCAGAAUCAGCGGCGUCUCCUCCCACGUGCAGAUCGUCCAAACGUCUACCAACACCUCCCACAAGCGAGUGCUGGAGUAGAGAGAGCGGAAGCCUCCCACGCCCUCCACCGCAGGGCUCUCUCCUGUCACCGCCCCCGCGCCCUUCCCGACUCUCUCUCACUUACCUUUUCCUGAUGGGUCUCAGCAGUUUUGCCAAUAAAUUACACCCUAGAUGGCAAGCAGGUGGACAACCCCAGACGGCAGAUCUACCUCUGGAGGGCACGGCUGGCAGUCAGAAUCACAGCCUGGCACAUUCUCAACUCAGACUCCACCCAGCUGGCCCUGCUCCUGUCCCUGGGGGAUGCCCAGGGGCCCAGUUUGGCCCUGGAGAAAAAGCUGUAGAGCAUCUAGAAGGCGGAUAAUGGAGAGGUGAUGUCAAGGACACCAGGUGUCUCCCUCCCAGGCUCCCUUUCCUGCCCUUGGGCUGCUCUGUGAACAAUGAGCCAUUCCUCAGGGGACCCACAAAACAAGGCCUUUGGGGAGGUAGCUGAUGGCAAGGCAAGCCAGCUUGGUAAGGGGACCUCUGUGCCGGGGACCAAUUCCUGCCUCUGGGUCUGUGGCCUCACACUUCCCCGCUGAUGCGGAGUGUGGAUUUGCUGCUCACAUCAGACCCCUGUUAAGUUGUGUCUGGUCCUGACUUUGAAUCUGGGUCUCUGGAAGAAUUACCCCCCGGGCAAACAGCCCAAGGUGGGAGCAUUUCAGAGGGCAUGAGUCCUUGUCCACAGGGACGACUGUAAUUAGCAGUGAAUGGAAGAGUCGAUUGACAGGCAGUUAAGUUCUGAUCUGUCCUGCGCCUCCUGACACCUCCGUCCCUUGGAAGCCUGGCCCUUCCUGACCUCUGCUCCAUAAUGGCCCUCCUGAGAAUCGUCCAACAGGCUGGCCGGGUGCAGCCCAGCUCUACUCCAUCCUGGUGCCCAGGCCCCGAGGAGUCUGAGGGUCAGACGUGGGUCCUGGACAGUGCGCUCCUGAGUCAGUCUGGAAGCUGGCUGUUAUUCUCAAGGCAGCUCCGUGCUCUUUCCUAGACAGCAAAGUCCCAUCUGCCUCCUGUUCCCUGUGAGUGAGCAUGCCGUGAGGAUUUCACUCUUGCUUCUGAGCCUUACAUAAGAUGCUUGAGAUGUGCUGGAGGAGACAGGAAGAGGAAGGUAUCUGCCAACUAACGGGCCUUGAGAGAGCAAAGGUGGCUUUGCUUCUGAGAGCUGGCGUCACCUUCACUUGCUUGCUGGGUCCUAACACAACCUCCAAGUUCGCGAUUCUCGUGGAGCAGCUGAUGGGCUUGGUGUGUGCAGCCUGGGGAGGGCUGGGACUUCAUCAUUUCCUGGUUGAAGGUUGUACCUUGAAAGGCUUGAUAUUUUGGGUGUUUCUACAAUAAACUUUUCUGUGAUUUCGAA
Molecule: messenger RNA, 3208 nt
Organism: Equus caballus (horse)
Lineage: Eukaryota; Metazoa; Chordata; Mammalia; Perissodactyla; Equidae
Gene: KRT77
Product: keratin 77
Biological process (GO): intermediate filament organization; keratinization
Cellular component (GO): keratin filament
Molecular function (GO): structural constituent of skin epidermis
Source: RefSeq, a predicted model, not a curated record